This is a messenger RNA of Elgaria multicarinata webbii, 1926 nucleotides long. RefSeq names its product PHD finger protein 21B (gene PHF21B). The record is from RefSeq and is a predicted model, not a curated record. The coding region runs from base 63 to 1865 and encodes 600 amino acids. The transcript is spliced from 14 exons. Lineage: Eukaryota; Metazoa; Chordata; Lepidosauria; Squamata; Anguidae.
CAACCUCGCCAAACUUCACUGGGAUUCGAAAGUGAGCGAAAAGUGUCUCGCAAGUUGAAAGGAUGGAGCUGCACAGCUUGCAAGAGGCGUUAAAAGUGGAAAUCCCAUGUCAUCAGAACGGUGAUCUUAAGAAACAAAUCCAUGAGAGGCAAUCGAGAAUAGCAGCUCUUAAUGAAAAACAAAAGCUGGCGGUGAGGAGCUGCUCCGCCGCCGUGCUGGUGGGGAGCGCAGGAGGGAAGAGCAGCGGGGCCGCCGGCAGCAGCAGCGGCGGCGGCGGCGGCGGCGGCAAGCAGCCCGCGGUGCCGGCGCUCCUCAAGGCGCCCGGCGGCGGCCCGAGCCCCAGCCCUCAGAGCCUGGCUCUCUCCGUGCUUCCGGCCAAGGGUCCCGUCGCCAUGGUGACCGCGCACCUCAACGGGGGCCUGGGCUGCAGCGCGGAGCCCCCGCAAAGCGCGCCCAUCAACCUGCAGACGAAGCUGGGCUGCAGCGCCCGCCGCGCGCCCGCGGAGCCGGCGUCCCAUGCCCAGGCUUUGGGAACCAUUACUGCAGUGCCGAUUAAAGUUCCUCAGGUCAGCUCCUUGCAGAGGUUGGCAGGACAAAGACCAGCAGUGCUACCUCAGGUUAGGCCAAAGACCCUGAUUCCUGACAGCCUCCCUAUUUCUCCAUGCAGAGACCAACCUUCCAAACAACCUCCUACAUUCCAAAAGGCAACUGUGGUCAGCAUCAAAAACCCCACGCCCGCCCUUCCCACUGCCAAUAAUACUGUUAGCCAUGUACAGACGCCCAGCAGCCAAUCACAAAGUAUUACCGAGUCCACAGCGAUCUCAUCGACCCUGAGUGGCGCUGGUGUGGCCUAUGCCAUCAUCUCCACAUCCCCCAACAAUGCGACACCUAUCAAUACCAGUGCAGCUGUCUCAGUGGUUAAUGACAGCAUUAAAGUGCAGCCACUCCUCAUCAGUGCUGACAGCAAGGUCAUCAUUAUUCAGCCUAAAGUUCAAACCCAAACAGAAAGUAAAGUGGAGAUAAAGAAGCCUCCUGAAGAGUCAUCUCAGGGACCCCCUGCUACCAAAAAGAAAAAGGAGGAAAAUCCAGAGAAAAUUGCCUUUAUGGUAGCAUUAGGCCUGGUUACGACUGAAUACUUGGAAGAAAUCCAGAGCAAACGUCAGGAAAGAAAGAGAAGAAGCACAGCUAAUCCAGCCUACAGUGGACUCCUGGAAACAGAGCGGAAACGUCUUGCAUCAAAUUAUUUGAACAAUCCCUUGUUCCUGUCAGCAAGAGCCAAUGAGGAUCCAUGUUGGAAGAAUGAGAUUACCCAUGAGGAACACUGUUCAGCAUGCAAGCACGGUGCCAACUUGCAACCCUGUGGGACGUGUCCCAGAGCCUAUCACCUCAACUGUUUGAACCCUCCCUUGAAGACUGUCCCCAAAGGGGUCUGGGUCUGCCCAAAGUGCCAAGAAAAGGUGUUAAAGAAAGACGAAAACGUGCCAUGGGCUGGAACUCUGGCUAUCGUUCAAUCCUAUGUUACUCAUAAAACAGUAAAAGAAGAAGAGAAGAGGAAGUUACUAAAGAAAAGCAGUGAAUUGAGGGGAGAGCACAGGCAGCUAGAGGAAAAAGAACAUCUUCUCACUAAUACAAUGAAGAAGUGCUUAGAGCGAAAAAACAGCUUAUUGGCCCAGCAGAAAGGGGUUCAGUCAUCGCUGGAACGCCUCAAAACUCUUAUUAGAUUGAUACAGAAUGAGCAGAUGAUUCAGGUUACCAUGACAACCACCACCACCUCCUCCCUGCUAACUGUCCCCUGGAUCAAACCGUCUUCUGCCUCCGCUGCUGCCGUCCACAAAGCCUUGCAGCCAACACAGGGUAACCACUGACAAGGGCUGCCUGAAAAAUCUGGUUUUCCUUUUUAAAAAGAAAUUAAAAAUGAACUUUAGA